AUGGCUUCGACGUCCGGCGUGGUGCGCCGAAGAGGAGCUGGUGCGGCGACAGGCAGUGCCGAGGACGAAGGCGCCCGCGUGGCUUCACCUGCACCCCGUAACGACCGCGACCGCGCGCCAGAAACAUCGUACGAGGACUCAGAGAACGGCCACAAGAUUGCGUUUGACCCGCGGGACAUCAGCGAGAAUGCCGAGCGUAGCAAGCAGCCCAAGCUGACGCUCAUGGAGGAGAUUAUCCUCAUGGGUCUGAAGGACAAGCAGGGCUACCUUUCCUUCUGGAACGACAACAUUUCAUACGCACUGCGCGGAUGCAUCGUCAUAGAAUUGGCCUUCAGGGGCCGCAUAAGCAUGCAGAAGGACUCGUCGCGGCGGCGCUUCCCUCUCGCAGACCGGGUGAUUGAGGUGAUUGACGACACGCUGACAGGAGAAGUGCUACUGGACGAGGCCCUCAAGAUGAUGAAGUCAAGCGAGAAGAUGAGUGUCAACUCGUGGAUCGACCUCAUGAGCGGCGAGACGUGGAACCUCAUGAAGAUUGGCUACCAGCUGAAGCAAGUCCGCGAGCGUCUCUGCAAGGGCCUUGUCGACAAGGGCAUCCUGCGCACCGAAAAGAAGAACUUCCUCCUGUUCGACAUGGCCACACAUCCCGUCGCAGAGGGCGCCGCAAAGGACGAGAUCAGGCGCCGAGUCCGCAACCUCCUCACCAACCGCACCGUCGUCCUUCCUGGCAGCCAGUUCCUGCCGGAGGAGCUCGAGUUCAGAACGCUGCGAACCGUCGCCAUGGUCUGCGCUGCCUACGCUGCAAACGUGCUCGAGAACGCUCUUACUACGCUCGGACAUGAGGCGAGGGAGCGCGCAUUCGCUCAGGUCGACGAGCUGCUGGCAGAGUACUCGCAAUGGCCGUUUGCCAGGAGAGCAGGCGGUGGACAGGGUGUGGGUGCCAACCUGGGCCAGCUCAUCAACGACGAGAUCAACUCUGGCAAGGACAAAGAGCUACAGAUAGAGGUGGUCGCAGCGUGUCUGAGCGUCUUUACAAGGCUAGACUCUCUCCUAUGA
Messenger RNA from Ascochyta rabiei, 1053 nucleotides. RefSeq names its product Vacuolar protein sorting-associated protein 74. Gene Ontology annotation, cellular component: trans-Golgi network; Golgi cisterna; cytosol. The coding region runs from base 1 to 1053 and encodes 350 amino acids. Gene Ontology annotation, biological process: Golgi organization; Golgi vesicle budding; Golgi to plasma membrane protein transport. NCBI's taxonomy places the organism in Eukaryota, Fungi, Ascomycota, Dothideomycetes, Pleosporales, Didymellaceae. Gene Ontology annotation, molecular function: phosphatidylinositol-4-phosphate binding. The transcript is spliced from 4 exons. The record is from RefSeq and is a predicted model, not a curated record.